Molecule: messenger RNA, 2254 nt
Organism: Tarenaya hassleriana
Lineage: Eukaryota; Viridiplantae; Streptophyta; Magnoliopsida; Brassicales; Cleomaceae
Product: V-type proton ATPase subunit C-like
Exons: 12
Coding region: 912-2045 (377 amino acids)
Biological process (GO): proton transmembrane transport
Cellular component (GO): vacuolar proton-transporting V-type ATPase, V1 domain
Molecular function (GO): proton-transporting ATPase activity, rotational mechanism
Source: RefSeq, a predicted model, not a curated record
CAACUAAACUGGUUGAUCAAGGCCCAUAUAGAUUGAUGUCCAAAAAAUUCAAUAUAGUUUCUGAACCGAAUUUCGAAAUUCUCGAAAUCGAACUGAAAUUAAAAAAAAAAAAAAAUCAAAAACCGAUUUUUAGAACCGAACCGAAUUCUCGGAGGGAACCACCGAAUCGUCCACCCUAACAAAAUACAAUCUCUCCGGUAGAUCUAUCACUUGAUCUCUGAGGUAAUGAAGAACGAAACGGUAAAGCUCAUCCAUGGCCGCCUAAUGACACACCUAAAACUUGCCCGAAGCGAGCAAUUUCAAGACUAAUGUUACGGAUCUAGAGGGGAAACAAGGAUAUUUAAAGAUUAGGGCAAAAUGAGUUGAAUUGCCCAAUUCGAUAUUUAAGCAUCGGAGAUAGAUACCGCAAUGCCACAGACCAGUGAAUCAAGGACGGAAAUCUCCAGUAGCGGGGCACUAACCUUGCCUACAUUCGAGCGUCAUCGUCGUCGUCAUCUUCGUCUUCGAUAAACUUCCCUUUUACUUGAUAGUCUCUCGUAACGUCUUUCCCUUUCCUGUCGACCUCAACCCUCGAGAUCGGCGCAUCCGCCACCGAUUUCGCCUCUUUCCGCUGCAGAGCCGGCGGCUUUUUCCGGCGAACUCACGGAAUCUGUCUCGUUAUGGCUGAGCCUUCUCGUUUGCGUAAUCCAGAGAUUUCCACAUUUUUCUCCAUCUCUGGAUUCGAGGUCUUGGCAGUAUAGAUCCAGCUUCCUCUUCACCGGAAAUGGAGGCUCCUGUUGGCUUUCCAACUCCGCCAUGGAUGGUGGAUCAUCCGGACGGCUGUAGAGAGGGCUGAAGACGAACUCUCCCGCCGUGAUUCAGUUGAAGCACAGAUUGAUUGUUUCGAGAGCGAGAAAGUAGACGGAGAAUCCAUGGCCUCGAGAUACUGGGUGGCCUCUCUUCCAGUGAAGGACUCUGCUUCUUCGUUGUGGAACCGUUUGCAGGAGCAGAUAUCCAAGCAUUCCUUCGAUACUCCUGUCUAUCGGUUCAAUAUCCCUAAUCUUCGUGUUGGAACUUUGGACUCUCUACUCACCCUCAGCGAUGAUCUUCUAAAGUCGAACAGCUUCGUCGAAGGGGUUUCUCAUAAGAUCAGGAGGCAGAUCGAAGAAUUGGAGAGGGUGUCUGGUGCCGAGAGCAACGCCCUAACAGUUGAUGGAGUUCCGGUUGAUUCUUAUCUCACCAGGUUUGUCUGGGAUGAAGCUAAGUAUCCAACUAUGUCACCUUUGAAGGAGAUUGUUGAUAGUGUUCAGACUCAGGUUAUGAAAAUUGAGGAUGAUCUCAAGGUUCGUUCUGCUGAAUAUAACAAUAUCCGCAGUCAACUCAAUGCCAUUAACCGAAAGCAGAGCGGAAGCUUAGCUGUUCGUGACCUGUCGAGCUUGGUGAAGCCAGAAGAUAUUGUCACAUCAGAACAUCUAGUGACUGUCCUCGCUGUUGUCCCAAAAUAUUCUCAAAAAGACUGGUUGUCCUGCUAUGAGACAUUGACUAACUAUGUGGUGCCUAGAUCCUCAAAGAAGUUGUUUGAGGACAACGAAUAUGCCCUCUACACUGUCACUCUCUUUGGUCGUGUUGCAGAUAAUUUUAGGACAAGUGCCCGUGAAAAAGGGUUCCAAACCCGUGAUUUCGAGUAUAGUCCUGAAGCACAAGAGAGUCGUAAACAAGAGCUAGAAAAGCUGGUUCAGGAUCAAGAAAGCAUGAGAAGCUCACUUUUGCAAUGGUGCUACACUAGUUAUGGAGAAGUUUUCAGCUCAUGGAUGCAUUUCUGUGCUGUGCGUAUAUUUGCCGAGAGCAUUCUGAGAUACGGGUUGCCACCAGCCUUCCUGUCAUGUGUAUUAGCUCCAUCAACCAAGGGUGAAAAGAAAGUGCGCUCAAUUCUUGAAGGCUCGUGUGAUGCUGCAAACAGCACAUACUGGAAAGUGGAGGAGGAAGCAGGGGGAGGCAUGGCCGGGUUUGGAGGAGGCGAUACGGAGGCCUAUCCCUACGUAUGCUUCACCAUCAAUCUUGCCUGAUCAUAUUCGGAUGGGCCCCUUGGUAUGUAUGUCUUCAUCUCUUCUUCAAUUGUUGUGUUCCAUAUUCUUUUUUUUUUUUUUUUGCAUUUUCCCAAUAUAAUGCUCCUUCCAAAAUCAACAAUAAAACGAACACAGAGAUGCUGCUGUAAUUAUAUGUUACUCGAGAAAUCAUUUUAGUUCAGUUUGAUCUUUGUUUUGUCGGCUUUGGA